UGUUUCUGUAUUGAUAUCCAUAAGAGCGCUGUGGCCGCAUGCAAUUACCCAAAUCCCACGACCUAGACACAGGGUACCGACAACCCGAAGGGGACGAUAGCCAUGACCAUGACGCCUAUGUCACUGUCGAGUCUGUUAAAGAAUAAGGAUUCUCUGCAGAAGUUCAUUUGCUACAAUGCCUUCCACGCGCAGCACGACAUACCACGGUACUUCGGAAACCGAACGCCGUGGAAGAAGGCUCGGUUAUGGGAGCGAAAUUUCAGUGCGGUGUCCCGCAGUAGGUUGGCAGAACAACCCUGUGCCAAAAACUAUGCGAAGGAAGCUACUAUGUGUACCACUUCUGUAAGUGGCCAGGACAUGACAAACUGGUUGUGGUCUAUUUACAACGAAACCAAAAAACAGACCGAAGCCCUGGUCCCUGUGAUAUCUAAGAACAGUGCGAACCCCAACAGCAUCUUUGCCAACAACGAGAUGAGUCUGGAGGACAUCGAGAUCUAUGGGUUUGACUAUGACUACACUCUGGCCUUCUACUCCAGACACCUCCACACCCUCAUCUUUAACAUCGCCAGGGACAUCCUCAUCCAGGAGCACAGGUACCCUGAGGGCUUGCGAGAGUACGAGUACAUCCCUAACUUUGUUGUCAGGGGACUGCACUAUGAUGUCCAAAAGGCUUUACUGAUGAAGAUCGAUGCCUUUCACUACAUACAGCUGGGAACAGUAUACAGGGGUCUUCAACCGGUACCAGACAAGGAGGUGAUUGCCAUGUACGAUGGCUGCCAUGUCCCUCUGGAGAAUAUGAGUGACUUCUAUGGCAAGAGUUCCCAUGGCCACACUAUGAAACAGUUCAUGGACAUCUUCUCCCUCCCAGAGAUGAACCUCCUGUGCUCAGUUAAUGACUACUUCUUGAAGCACAAUAUCGACUACGAGCCUGUCCACCUCUACAAAGACGUCAAGGCAGCUAUAGGAGAUGUCCAUGUCAAGGGUAUUAUGUACCGGGCUGUGGAGGCAGAUAUCGAGAACUAUAUUUCCUAUGGAGAACAGACUCAUGCUGUGUUGAAGAAGCUCUAUGAGGAUGGCAAGAAGAUGUUCCUCAUCACUAACAGCCCAUUUGACUUUGUGGAUCGGGGAAUGAACUACAUUGUGGGGAAGGACUGGAGAGAUCUGUUUGACAUUGUCAUCGCACAGGCCGACAAACCUGGCUUCUUCAACGACAGGAGAAAGCCCUUCAGACGAGUGACUGAUAAAGGAGUGCUGCAUUGGGACAGGAUUCACAAGCUGGAGAAGGGGAACAUCUACAAACAGGGAAACCUCUAUGAGUUCCUGAGACUGACUGGCUGGAGGGGGUCCAAGGUGUUGUAUUUUGGAGAUCACAUCUACAGUGACCUGGCUGACCUGACCCUGAAGCAUGGCUGGAGGACCGGAGCCAUCAUCCCCGAGCUGAGGAAAGAGAUCAAGAUCAUGAACACUGAGGAGUGUGUCCAUCUGAUGACCUGGCUACAGGGCCUGACUUGGCUGAUAGAACACAUGCAGGUCCACAGAGAUCCAGCUUCUCAAGCUGUCGUUCAGGAGUGGAUCAAAGAGAGAGAAACCUUGAGAUCGCAGACAAAGGACAUCUUCAACGGCCAGUUUGGGAGUCUCUUCCGAACGUACCACAACCCCACCUACUUCUCCCGCCGCCUGUCUCGUUUCGCAGACAUCUACAUGGCGUCUCUCAGCUGUCUGCUCAACUACGACUUCCAUCACACCUUCUUCCCCCGUCGUACGCCCCUGCAACACGAGUCACCCUUCUGGCCCGAGCAGACCAGCGCCGGGGCCCUGAAGAUGCCCUUCAUACCCCACAGAACCACAACUGAAGAGUAGAAAGGGGAGGGGGGGAAGGGUUUCAGUGUGACACCCCGUCCGGGCUUGACUCAGACUGGAGAGGAUAGGGGGGGGGGAAAGUUUCAUUGUGACACUCCGUCAAAGACCUUAUCUGAGGAGAGAGGGGAGGGGGGGGGAAAAGUUUCAUUGUGACACUCUGUCUUGACCUGCUCUGGACACAGAGCUCUCAAAUACCCGUUUCAUUCUAUCAUGGCGACCUGAACUAUACUGUCAUUCCCAGCGCAGUUCCAUGAACUAUAGCAGACAAAGCCAGCUGAGUAGUCCUUAAGGGGUAGAAGACGGCAGACAGGACUCUGCUGACUUGGACUUACUGUCUCUGUUUUCCGCUGACUCCAUCUCAUGUUGACCUUACGCUGUCAGUAACUUCAAUACUGAUCUGCUCCGCUUUAUAAUCUCACUAUUGUAUGUGUAGGUUGAAUUUCUAACAGUAAGUAGAGAACACUUUAAAUAUUUCUGCCAUGUUUCUGUUUUAGGUUGAAAACUAGCGGUACAGUUGCUUAGUACGCUAUACCAGUAACACUACACAAUAAGUUUGCUUGAAUGUUCUUGACACACAUACAGUAUGUACCCAAACAGAGAUUUACUCAGAUCUGCAGAACUUUCAUCCAAACAAUAUACAUGACCCUAAGCAUGAUGGGAUGUUAAUUGCUUAAUUAACUCAUGAACCAUACCUGUGUGGAAGCACCUAAUUUCAAUAUACUUUGUAUCCCUCAUUUACUCAAGUGUUUCAAUGAUUUUGGAAGUUACCUGUUUAUGUGUAAAUAAAGGAACAGUUGGUUAUAA
Coregonus clupeaformis (lake whitefish) is the source of this 2664-nucleotide messenger RNA. Its product is annotated as 5'-nucleotidase domain-containing protein 3. The coding region runs from base 103 to 1860 and encodes 585 amino acids. Gene Ontology annotation, molecular function: 5'-nucleotidase activity. The record is from RefSeq and is a predicted model, not a curated record. The transcript is spliced from 13 exons. NCBI's taxonomy places the organism in Eukaryota, Metazoa, Chordata, Actinopteri, Salmoniformes, Salmonidae.